Messenger RNA from Amphibalanus amphitrite, 798 nucleotides. Its product is annotated as endonuclease G, mitochondrial-like. Gene Ontology annotation, molecular function: metal ion binding; single-stranded DNA endonuclease activity; nucleic acid binding. NCBI's taxonomy places the organism in Eukaryota, Metazoa, Arthropoda, Thecostraca, Balanomorpha, Balanidae. The record is from RefSeq and is a predicted model, not a curated record. Gene Ontology annotation, cellular component: mitochondrial inner membrane; nucleus. Bases 1 to 798 code for a protein of 265 amino acids. Gene Ontology annotation, biological process: apoptotic DNA fragmentation. The transcript has a single exon.
AUGUUUUCAUCAUCGCGACUUCGUCACUUUGCGCUGACCGUGACGGUCAGACUACCGCGCCGCUCAUCCUUCUCAUCCUACCGCUCCUCGACCAGGGAGAUCCUGCGUCUGGGCGCCCCUCGCAGCGGCCCUCUCCUGCUCUUCUCACCGGGUCACGUGCUCGGGUACGACCCGCUGCUGAAGGUGGCUCGCUGGGUGUGUGAGCGCCUCGUCCAGGACGGUUCCGGCUCUGCCCGAGCCCACGGCCGCCGGCCCGGGUUCCGAGCCGACCCCCGUCUGUCCCCGCAGGCAGCCGCCCGACCGUUUGACCUGCGCGGCAGCGGCUUCAAUCGUGGCCACCUGGCGGCGGCGGCCAACGCCACCUGUCGGCGCUCACUGCAGUUCAGCUUCCUAAUGUCAAACGUGGUGGCGCAGCCGGCGGCGGUGAACGGAGGCGUGUGGCGGCGCCUGGAAGGUCGCGCCCGCGCCCUGGCCGCCUUAGGUCCGGUGUGGGUCACCUCGGGUCCACUGUUUGUGCCGCGGGUGGAGGCGGACGGCUCCGUGGCCCUGCACGUGCCUCUGGUGGGCGCCAGCCGGCUGCCGGUGCCCACUCAUCUCUUCAAGCUGCUCGUGUACCACGGGAAGGGCGGCCAGCUCACCUCGGAGGCAUUUGUGGUGCGGAACGGACCCGAAAACGGCGCAGAGGCGCUCCGGGAGUGCGCUGUCACUGUGGAAGAGCUGGAGCGACUCAGCGGUCUGCGGCUGCUGCCCCGGGUCCGCAGGAGGGAGCUACACCAGCUGACUGCCGCAGACUUGUGA